UUUUUUUUUUCCGCAAAUAUGGCGAAGUAAAUAUCCUCGAUGUGCGUUUAUACAAAAAAUUAGAGACUACCAAGUUGCAGUAGACCAUUCACAUGCACUCGUUAACAACAUCAGCUGAUGACGUUUACAGGCGAAUGCCACUGCAAUUUAUUUUCUGUAUUCAGCCAGAGCUUUGUUCCACAAAAAACUGCAUGUAAAAAUUCCCAAAAUGCAACAGCGCAGCUAAGAAGUGUGUGGACCAACAGCAGUUAACAGCCGACACUAGCGAAAUGUCACAGGCGGCAUCCACAACGCAGAGUGCAGCCGCUGCACCGGUGGGGGGCAGCAGACGCCCCAUGACCAACGAUGUGGUGGGCGUCAUGGGGACCACCAUGUCGGCCCGCUACGGCGAGACAGAAUGGGAGGCGCGAGAGUCUCAGCGGCAACGGGAGUUGCACGAAGCUCGUGCUAGGGCGGCGCAGAUGGAGAAGACCAUGAAGUGGUGGUCCGACUGCACUGCCAACUGGCGAGAGAAGUGGAGUAAGGUAAUCAUGGUUGCCAUGGCUUCCCGUGCGAACGAACGGAACAAGGCAAGAGAAGAGUCCAAGCAGCUGAGUGUCAAACUGGACGUCGCCAUGAAGGAGUCACACUCCCUGAAGCGGGAGAAGAACGAUCUCGAGCUGCAGAUCACGCAGCUGAAAAAGGAGAUGGAGAAGGUGCACACGCUAAUGAUGAAGCACGCCGGCCAGUUUCAUCGUGCUGACACCAGCGAGGACGCGGAGGCCAAUGGUCGCGACGCCAACUGUUCGCCGGACAUCUCCUCGGAUGGCCUGAAGAAUGUCAACAGCGAGGACGGGCUGGUCACGAAGCUUCCCAACGAUGUAAAGGACCUGGACAUUGAGGAGUUUGCUAUGAAGGGCGCAAUGCCCAAGCAUCUGACAGAGUUGGAUGAAGCAGCUGCUGCAGAAGAGAAACGCCUGAUUCAGCAGCUCUCCAAGGACGACUUCGAUGAGGACUACUUGAUGCAGAAGAUAUCCAUGCUUCAGUUGCGUCUCGACGAAGCGCAGAAAACACUUCAGGCUGAGAGGGAUGAAAAGCUCGAGCUGCACAAGAGUAUCGAGAAGCUGUCGCUGGAGAUCCAGGAUGUGCGCGGUCGUCAGGAGGAGAUGCGUUCCGCUAAGCAAGAGGCUGUGCGCGAACUUCUUACACUGCAGGAGCAACAUCGCGCUGAGAUGCGUAUCGUAAACAACUCGUUGCAGGAGGAAAUCGCUGCGCGUGAAAACUUGGAGCGCAGGCUUACAGAACUGCGCACCGAGCUCGAGCAUUUGCAGGCGGAGAAUGCCUCAGAGUGGGGCAAGCGUGAGCGUCUGGAAUCCGAGAAGUUGGCCAUGGAACGAGAUAACAAGAAACUCCGCGCCGAGCUACGGGACUACCAAGAGCGUUCCGAUCGCAAGUGCCGCCCCAUGCAGGCCAACGACGUUGAGGUACGGGCUUUGCAGCAGGAGCUCUCCGAGCGCAACAAGGAAAUAAGUGAGGUGAAGAUGUCGCAUGCCAAGCUCAAGAAGCUACUGGCCGAAACCAACACUGAACUGGGCCAUGCCGUGCGCCGUGCGGAGCAGUACGAGGCAGAGGUCAAGCGUCUACGCCAGCUGGAGGAGCUGAAACGCGAGUUAGCUGGGGCCGAGGAUGAACUGGAUUCGGCAGUGAACCAAGUGCGGCGAUUACAGCGCUCCAACGAUGAGCUUGUGGGUCAGACAGAAGGCCUGCAAGUGCAGAUUCAACAUUUACAGAAUAGACGUGCCCCGAGCCCGCAGCUGCGGGGAUUGGGCGGGGUGCAGCUCAGGAAUAAGAUAGCCGUGGAGCUGCCCAACGACUGUCUGCCGAACAUUAACGACUUGCGUCAGAUCUUCGAUGACUCGCAGGCUGGCUUGAGGAGCUCCCACAAUGGCAGCGAUGCAGCUGCCCAUCAUGCUGCCUCCGUCAAGAGGUCAAGUCACACGGAGCGAACGCUUCUCCAGCAACAGCAGAGCAACUCUGCUGCCACGGCAGCGGCGGCGGCUGCUGCAGCGGCCGCAUUCUAUGAUGCCAAGCCCACGCAUCUGGAGGAGAACAUCUUCGAGUCGAAGUCAAGGAAUCUAGAGUUCGAGCGGGCCAAGCAAAAGUUCGAUAAUCCCCAUGGACAGCAUCACCAUCAUCACCAGAGGCAGCGAUCCGGAAAUGCGUAUGGAAGUGCUGGGAGCAAUGCCAGCCGGGCGAAUCUCGCUCUGCCACUCAAGGGAAUGACAAACGGGGGAGGCAGUAGCACAGCUUCCAGCAAGGAUGAGUUAAACCGGCAGCUGUACGAGGCUCAUGAGAAGGAGCAGUCGGCUGGGGUGGGCUAUGCCAGGAAUAGCAUUAAUCUUGAUGGUCUCAAGGUAUCCGAUGAUGAGACUCCGUAGCUAUGGUUCGACAAGCUUGUUGCUGGACGAUGAGACUGAGGGCAACAGCGAUUAAGACAG
This is a messenger RNA of Drosophila serrata, 2477 nucleotides long. Its product is annotated as coiled-coil domain-containing protein 102A. Lineage: Eukaryota; Metazoa; Arthropoda; Insecta; Diptera; Drosophilidae. The record is from RefSeq and is a predicted model, not a curated record.